Antechinus flavipes (yellow-footed antechinus) is the source of this 6576-nucleotide messenger RNA. RefSeq names its product collagen type XXIV alpha 1 chain (gene COL24A1). The transcript is spliced from 61 exons. Gene Ontology annotation, molecular function: extracellular matrix structural constituent. Lineage: Eukaryota; Metazoa; Chordata; Mammalia; Dasyuromorphia; Dasyuridae. Bases 352 to 5505 code for a protein of 1717 amino acids. The record is from RefSeq and is a predicted model, not a curated record.
CUCUGCUGCGGGGUAGGAGAGCGGUGGGGGUGGAGAAGGUUGACGGGUGGAAGGGAAGGGGGGUGAGGGGGAGGUGUGCUCUGUGUUUGGUGAUGUCAUUGCCAGUCCGCAAGCGGUGAAAUUUAACACCGGCCGGAUUUGCUCCGCGGAGUUGGCCGCUCUCCUCCCCAAAGAGAAGCAGCCGGCCGGGGCGGCACUCGGCGCUGAAAGCCUCCUCCUCGCAGUUGCCACCAGCCCCCUUUCACCGACUUGAUUGCCGUUGUGGCGUAUGUGUGUUACCUGCAUCUCCAGCACCGUGGAGUUGGCUUCUGUUUUCGGUUAGCACUUCGCUGCUUGGACAGAUGCAUACAAAUGCAUUUAGGAGCCCACAGGACAAGGCGUGGAAAGGUCUUCCCCACGGUGAUCACGAUCACGAAAGCCCUGAUCCUUUUUCUUACACUAUGUGUCCUAGCAGCUACUGGACAAAUCCCAGCCCAAGGCAUAGAUGUUCUUUAUCAACUAGGCCUUGGAGGCAAAGAUGUAAGAUAUCAACCGGUGGAGAACAUGGUUUUAUCAUCAUCAUCUACCCCAUUACCUCAGGGAGUUCAUGUAGCAGAAACAGGUGUCAUUCUAACAAGUGACUGUCAAAUAGAGGCACCUACCAGGAAAAUUUUGCCAUCUAGUCUAGGACAGCAAUUCACAAUAGUAAUUGGGUUACUCUCACAUAGAGUCAACAAUGCUUUUCUCUUCAGUAUCAGAAAUAAAAAUCGACUGCAAUUGGGAGUACAAUUACUACCCAAGAAAGUGGUGAUCCAUAUUGGUGGGAAGCUAGCAGCAUCUUUCAACUACAGUGUUCAUGAUGAACAGUGGCACUCCUUUGCCAUUGAUAUUCAAGAUACAGUGGUUUCCAUGUCUGUUGAAUGCGGAAAGAAGCAAUUCAGCAAAGACACUCUUUCAAGAGUGCAGGCAUUCAAUGCUGAUGGUGUGUUUACUUUGGGAAGUAUGGACUCCCAUUCAGUCCACUUUGAAGGAGUAAUUUGUCAGCUGGAUAUAAUUCCUUCAGCUGAAGCCUCAGCAAACUAUUGUAGAUAUCGGAAGCAGCAAUGUCGCCAUAUUGAUACCUACCGAUCAGAGACUGGGUUUCCUCACACCACCACAUUGCCAGGCCUUGUACUGGAAAAGUCUCCAUCACACAAGCAGUUUGGUGAAGAGGUACCAUCAGAGUAUAGACCAUUUUAUGAAGGACAGGGAAAUCCAAACUCAGUAAAUAAAGAGGCUCCAUCAGUCCAUAAACUUCGGACACCCUGGGAAUCGUCAAGCUCUUUAACAUCAUCUGUCCCCUGGGGAAACAUCUCUGAUGGUGGUCUCAUGAAACCUGAAAUUCAAGGCACAAAGAUGAUCAUCAAAGAACAUAGCUCACCAAAUUUAAAUCUGUCAGCUCCUUACCACCAACUUAAAAAGGGGACAGUGAGCUCCAAAGAGAAAUUAAUCCAAAAUGUUUCAAGCGAUGAUGUGGGACAUAAAGAAGAAACAACUAGUCUCCCUUUGUCUAAGGAGAGGUCAUACAUCAUCCCUCCCUUUAUGAAAGAGGAUAAAACUGAUCACCUUAAAAAAGAUAACAAGGUUAAUCAGCACACUGAAAAACUCACGGAUAUGUCACAAAUUAUGAAUACAACUUUAUAUCAGAUAACAACUGAACCAUCUGUGGAUAAUAAUCAUAAUCAAUGGAAAGGCAAAGUUGACACGGAUGGUACAUACCACAUUGAAGAUAACUAUGAAACUGAUUUUUAUGAUUAUUAUUACUAUGAGGAUCUGAAUAUGAUGCUUGAAAUGGGGAAUCUGAGAGGCCCCAAAGGGGAUCCUGGACCUCCUGGUCCACCAGGUCCUGUUGGUCUCCCAGGUCCAUCAGGAAGGAGAGGUCCAAGGGGCAUGCCCGGACCACAUGGGAAUCCCGGUUUGCCUGGGCUGCCUGGUCCAAAGGGCCCUAAAGGAGAUCCAGGGUUAUCACCAGGUCAAGCCAUAACCGGAGAAAAGGGUGAUCCAGGACUCUUUGGGUUAAUAGGUCCCCCCGGUUUUCAAGGCAACAAGGGUGUCAAAGGAUAUCCAGGGCCUCCUGGUCCCCGAGGUGAUCAGGGGCUUCCUGGAAUGGCUGGUCUUGCUGGUUCACCUGGUUACCCUGGCAGGCAGGGUUUAGCUGGACCAGAAGGUAACCAAGGUCCUAAAGGUAUAAGAGGCUUCAUUGGCUCUCCUGGCAUGGCAGGACAACCGGGACCUGAAGGAGAAAGAGGAGUUCCUGGACAGCGUGGAAGAAAGGGUCCAAAAGGAAGACAGGGCUUUCCAGGAGAAUUUGGAGAACGAGGCCCUGCUGGUCUUGAUGGGAACCCUGGUUUUGUUGGUGGUGCUGGCCCUCCUGGAUUUCCUGGACUUAGGGGUGCUGUUGGCCCCCUGGGAGCAAGUGGACCCUCUGGGAUUCCUGGGCCAAUGGGUCUUCCAGGGAAUAUGGGGCAACCUGGAAUCAAAGGUGAUAAGGGUGAACAAGGCAUUGCAGGAGAGCCGGGAGAACCAGGGUAUCCUGGAGACAAGGGAGCUCUUGGUUUGCCAGGACCACCAGGAAUGAGAGGAAAGCCAGGACCUUCUGGACAAGCAGGUGACCCAGGCCCCCACGGACCAUCUGGACCACCAGGACCAGAGGGUUUUCCUGGAGACAUUGGCAUUCCUGGACAAAAUGGCCCUGAAGGACCAAAGGGACUUCUGGGCAAUCGAGGUCCUCCAGGACCUCCGGGUCCCAAAGGAACUGAGGGAGAAGAAGGACCAGUUGGACCCUUUGGAGAGCUGGGUCCACGAGGAAAACCAGGUCGAAAGGGAUAUGCAGGUGAACCUGGACCAGAUGGCUUGAAGGGAGAACCAGGAGAUCAAGGACACCUUGGAAAAGUUGGGGAAGCAGGACCUAUUGGUUUACCAGGAGAAGUUGGUACAACUGGAAGCUCUGGUGAAAAGGGAGAACGUGGGAGCCCAGGCCCAGUGGGCCCACCUGGAGAAAAAGGAAUUAUGGGAUAUCCAGGGCCUCCUGGAGAUCCAGGGCCCAUAGGUCCUCUUGGAUUGCCUGGUCAUGUAGGUACAAGAGGCCUACCUGGGCUACAGGGUCCAAAGGGACGAAGGGGACUUAGGGGUCUAGAUGGUCUUCCAGGAGAACAAGGAAUACAAGGUAGUAAGGGAGAAAAAGGCGAUCAGGGGAAAAAAGGUCUUCAUGGACUUAUCGGUAAUGCUGGAAACCCAGGAGAGAGAGGUGCUCAAGGUAAACCAGGUUUACAAGGAGCCCCUGGAAGCAUGGGCGACAAAGGACCUCCUGGAGAACCAGGGGCACGGGGAAAACCAGGUGAUGCUGGUCCUAUUGGAGAGAUGGGUCCAGAGGGACCUCCAGGCAUUGAAGGAGAAUCUGGUCUACAAGGAGAGCCAGGUACAAAGGGAGACCUUGGACCAGUAGGUAAUGUUGGAGCAUCUGGAGAACCAGGAUUAAGGGGUGAACCAGGAACUCCUGGAGAAGAUGGUAUUCAAGGAAAAGAUGGAAUAAAGGGUCACAUAGGAGAUACAGGACCUCCUGGAGAGCCUGGGGAGCAAGGAGAGACAGGUUUACCAGGAAUUAUAGGACCUUCAGGUGGACCAGGAACAAUUGGCCCUUCAGGACCAGAAGGAGCUGUUGGAAAUCCAGGUCAAAGGGGUCGCCCAGGCAAAAAGGGAGAAAAGGGACAACUGGGACCAACGGGAGAAAUUGGAAGCACAGGUGCUCUUGGCCAAACUGGGGAAAUUGGUCCUAAAGGUGCCAGAGGAACCAGAGGUCCUGUGGGAAGUUUAGGAUUAAUGGGACCUGAAGGAGAACCAGGAAUUCCAGGAUAUAUGGGCCAUCAAGGUCAACCAGGACCUCCUGGGUUGCCAGGGCCUAAAGGAGAAAAGGGUUAUCCAGGAGAAGACAACAAAGUUCUAGGACCACCGGGGCCCCUAGGUGAACCAGGUCCAAUAGGCAAACCAGGAGAAAGAGGAGAACCUGGAGCUGAAGGCUAUAAGGGCCACGUGGGUGUGCCAGGAGCAAGAGGAGCCAUUGGGCAACAAGGGGCCCCAGGUGAACCAGGUGAAAUGGGUGAACCAGGGCCUAAAGGAGAGAGAGGAUCUGAAGGUCCAAAAGGGAAGAAAGGAGCUUCUGGUCUAUCUGGGAAACCUGGGAUUCCUGGACUCAUGGGCCCACCAGGACGAAAAGGUGAGCCAGGAUACCAUGGAGCAGAAGGCAUCCUUGGAAAUUCUGGAAAAGUUGGGCUACCGGGAAGACCAGGGCUUCCUGGUAUCAAAGGCAACACUGGAAGAAUGGGAAUAGCUGGGUCUCCAGGAGCUCGAGGAAUAAAAGGCUCAUCAGGCAUGCCAGGAACCCCAGGAGUUCCAGGACCAAAGGGUGAGCAAGGGCUACCAGGUCAUCCUGGGAAGCCAGGUAAAAGAGGUUACCCAGGAGCACAAGGCAAUCAAGGACUACAUGGAGAUCAUGGGAUGAAAGGGCAGUCUGGGGACCAUGGUGACCAAGGUUUGAUGGGUUUCCAAGGAUUCCCAGGUCCAAAAGGGCCUGAAGGAGAUAUUGGCAUGGUUGGAAUUCUAGGCCCUAAAGGUCCUGUUGGCCAAAUUGGAAACACCGGCCCCCUUGGUAGAGAAGGCAUAAUAGGUCCAACAGGCAAAACUGGACCCAGAGGUGAAAAGGGCCAUAGAGGUGAAAUGGGUCCCCAAGGACCUAGAGGUCAUCCCGGACCACCUGGCCCACCAGGAGCACCAGGACCACGAAAACAAAUAGAUAUCAAUGCUGCUAUUCAAGCCUUGAUUGAAUCAAAUACUGCACUACAGAUGGAGAACUACCAGAAUACUGAAGUGACUUUACUGGACCACAGUGCAGAAAUAUUCAAAACCCUGCACUAUCUCAGUAAUUUACUACACAGCAUCAAGAACCCUCUUGGCACACGAGAUAACCCAGCUCGCAUCUGUAGAGAUUUGCUUAACUGUGAACGUAAAGUGACAAAUGGAAAAUACUGGAUUGAUCCAAAUCUUGGGUGCCCUUCUGAUGCCAUUGAGGUUUUCUGCAAUUUCAGUGCCGGUGGCCAAACGUGCUUAUCUCCUGUAUCUGUGACAAAGUUGGAGUUUGGAAUUGGGAAAGUCCAGAUGAACUUCCUUCAUUUGCUGAGCUCAGAAGCUACCCAUAUCAUCACUAUUCAUUGUCUGAACACACCAGUAUGGACAACUCAAAGGACUAAUGCCCCAAGAUCACCUAUCAGUUUCAAGGGAUGGAAUGGCCAGAUCUUUGAAGAAAACACGGUACUUGAACCAAAGGUGCUUACAGAUGAAUGCAAGAUUCAAGAUGGCAGCUGGCAUAAAGCAAAAUUCCUUUUUCACACUCAGGACCCUAAUCAACUCCCAGUGAUUGAAGUACAUAAACUUCCUCAUCUCAAAACAGGACAGAAACACUACAUUGAAAGCAGUUCUGUGUGCUUUCUCUAAGGACUCUGAAUCAGUUCAGGAUUCAAUCUGAUUGAUGGCCAGGGAAUUGUUGCAAAAGGGAAAAAAAAAUACAGAUGAAGACCAUCAUUACAAAAAUUUUGGGAAAUGUGUGAAACAAAGCAUUGGCUAUAGUUUAAGAAUCUCAGGAAGAAAAAAGACUUCCUCCUAAGAAGGAGAAAAGGCAUUUUUUUUAAAUAAAAGGACUAUGAUAUUGAUAAAUGAUAUUUAAUUUUUUAAGAAAUAUAUACUGAUCAAUGCUUUCUUGUAGAAUUCCCUGGGACUGAAAUUUAUAUCUGAUUAUGGAAUUCUUCAGGGUCUUGUGUUCUUAACCUAUUUGACAGCACUGUAAAAAUAAAUCCCCUACAGACAGCUGGAGACAUAUACUACCAUGGAGCAAUACUGGCUAAUGCUCCCUAAUGUGCAAUAGUUUCUGUCUGAGAAUAAAUUAAGUCACCGUUCAUUAAAUCUUAUUUUCCCCACCACUAAGCUGUAUUCUGGUCCCUAGAGGGCAUGUACAUCUUAGGCAAGGGUACACUACCUCUUAUGUGUUGCCUGUUUGUGUUGCAAGGUGCUCGUUCAAACCUAAGGUGCUUCUGGCUUUAGCAUCAAGCAUUUGGUUCCCACCAUUGUUGUUGUCAUUCUUUAAAGCUAUGUGUACUGGUUACAUCAAGAUAUGUUUUGGUUGUUAGUACUUAUUUUAAUUUGUUUGGUCACAUACUUUAAGAAAAAUGUUAUUUAUAUGAAAUCCUUGUUCUUAAAUUUUUUUUUUUUGUUAUGGAUGUGGACUAGACAUUAGCACGUUGUAUCUUGUGCAGGACAGUUUGGGGGAAUUUCUUCAUUUUGUUUUUAUUUUUAAAACCAUUGUAAAAAAUACUUCAGAACAGCUACAUACAGUAGUAGGUUUGGAUUUAUACUUUCUGAAUUAGAGUACUAUUUUAAACACCAUGAUCAUCUGAGAUGAUGCUUUGUAUAUAUGUUUUUGUAACUUUUGGAAAUUGUUAAUACAGCAUAUAUUUUGAGUUGCUGCUGUUUUAAAUUAUAACCACCAUAAAUAUUUUUGCAUCCUAGAAA